AUGGAUGAUCUUGGUGAGGACUACUUUGCUAUAUUAGCCGAUGAAUCAAGCGAUGUGUCGCAAAAGGAACAAUUAGCCCUUUGCUUGCGCUAUGUUGACAAAAAAAGUGGAAGGGUAGUUGAACGAUUCAUUGGUCUAAUGCAUGUCGCUGAUACAACAGCUUUGUCUCUUAGAAGUGCAAUUUUAGCUUUGCUUGCUGAACAUUCACUGAGUCCAUCUAAGAUUCGAGGACAAGGAUAUGAUGGGGCUAGUAACAUGAAGGGUGAGAUACAUGGACUUAAGACUUUGAUUAUGGAAGAUACUCCAAGUGCUUACUAUAUUCACUGCUUUGCGCACCAGCUUCAACUAACUCUUGUAGCCAUUUCCAAAAGGAACGAUGAGUGUAUUUGGCUUUUUGAUGCUAUUGCAAAUUUGUUGAACGUAAUUGGAGUUUCUUGGUUGAAUCAAGAACUUGGUUUGAAAAGGCCUGGAGACACUCGUUGGAGUUCUCACUACAAGACUCUUUUGAAUGUCAUGGACUUGUUUUCUGCAAUUGUUAACGUUCUAGUGAUAAUUGGGAAGAAUGGUUCUUCAGAUGAUAAGCCAAAAGCUCAAGGCGUUUUAAGGGAUCAAGAUAUUAUUAACGCUAUGAGGCUCGUUAAUUUAACCAAGGACCAGUUACAGAAAAUGAGGAAUGUCGGAUGGGAGAUUCAACUGAAUAAGGUAAUUGAUUUAUUACUUCAAGAACUUGAUAACCGAUUUGAUGAGGUAAAUAUGGAGUUGAUUAGGUGUAUGGCUUGCUUCAAUCCUAAAGAUAACUUCUCUUCUUUUGACAAGGAAAAGUUGAUUUUGAUUCUUCCGGUUGCUACUGCAAGUGUGGAGAGAGUGUUUUCCGGAAUGACGUUUGUGAAGAAUAAGUUGCGAAAUAGGAGGGGUGAUCAAUCUUUGAAUGAUUGUUUGGUCACUUUCAUUGAGAAGGAUAUAUUUCUACAAGUUUCUGACGACGCUGUAGUCAAACGCUUUGAAGAAAUGAAGACACGUCGAAAAAUAAACUAG
Messenger RNA from Salvia hispanica, 1035 nucleotides. Lineage: Eukaryota; Viridiplantae; Streptophyta; Magnoliopsida; Lamiales; Lamiaceae. The record is from RefSeq and is a predicted model, not a curated record.